This is a messenger RNA of Anopheles merus, 5657 nucleotides long. It is a transcript of the gene nAChRalpha4, whose product is annotated as acetylcholine receptor subunit alpha-like. Gene Ontology annotation, cellular component: neuron projection; postsynaptic membrane; synapse. The record is from RefSeq and is a predicted model, not a curated record. The transcript is spliced from 9 exons. Gene Ontology annotation, biological process: regulation of membrane potential; chemical synaptic transmission; nervous system process. The coding region runs from base 3364 to 4491 and encodes 375 amino acids. Gene Ontology annotation, molecular function: transmembrane signaling receptor activity; acetylcholine-gated monoatomic cation-selective channel activity. Lineage: Eukaryota; Metazoa; Arthropoda; Insecta; Diptera; Culicidae.
UUUUCUUUAUCAUUUAACUCCAUCUCAAGCAACUAAAUUUUCACAACUCAAAUAUCAAACAAAAAAAAACAACUAUGAACUAACUAAUCUAAGUUGUCAAUAGAAAAAAAAACCAGUUCUAAAACUUAUUUCACGUUGUAUUAUAUUCAGUUGUCACCCGGUUGCAUAUUUUUGUUUCUUCUAUAGUUUAAACAUUUUCCUUUGUGUUUAUGUUCAUGUUGUUUUGUUUCAUAAGUGUAUUUGAUACCUUUCAUUUCAUUCGUUCUAUUGCAUCGAUCUGAAAGGCUUCAUCAGUUGAUGUCUUUUUCAGUUUGUUAAUUUCCAUAAACCAUGACUAUUAUUUUCGUACGAUCCUUAUUUUGUUUGUUCACUUAUUUUUAUUCUCCCAGUUGUUUUAGUCUGCUUAGAAGUUCAUCAAUGUCAUGCCUUGAGUCCAUAUUUGCAUCUACUUACUUUCAAUUUGCUCAUGUUCAACAGCAGCAUCAUUACUAGCAGCAACAAAGUGUUGUUUUGUUGUUGUCUCUUGUUUGUGAAAUAUCUAGAGGAGUCUGUUUAGAUACCGUAAUUGGAAUUUCUUACGUAUUGUCCUUCUGCCAUCUGUUUGUUUGUUUGAUUGUUUGUUUUAUUUACCUUUGUUUGACCGUAUUAUUAUGUAACACCAAUUCCUUCGAAUGGUUAUUUCGAUAUUGAUUACGCAAAACUGAACUAAAAACUUACUAUAAAAAAUCUAUUUUGAUUAUGCCUUAUAGCGUAACUCUAGUAUCUUGGUGAUAUGUUUAGCAAGUUUGUUAGCCACUACUCAGCAUUUACUUUAACAGCAGAAGGAUAUUUAUUUUAUUAUCUUUUUUUAUAUAUGAUUAUAUCUUAUCACUCUGAGGCUUUGUGUUUGUAUGUCUUGUUUAUUGUUAUUAUUGCUGUGUUUUGUGGUUAAUUUCAACAUUUGUUUUUAGUUACAGUUACUCAAACUGAAGCACUGAAUUUGUUUUUAUUGGCUCAACACUAAACUCUAAUUACAAGAGAAAUAAACCCGAGAAACAGCUGUGAACCAAACAACAACCAGAUAUAAAGCGUUGUUCAAUGCUUUAUUGUGUUAACUGUUUAUCAACGCCAAUGUUCUCGCAUUUGGUUGUUACUUUCUUUACAAUUGUUUCUCAGUUUUACUCGUGAAAUAUUAUGUUAAUUAAUUUUCCAAUACAUUCCUUUCGUUUCUUCUAGUUCUCAAAUCGUUUACCCUUUACGUUUGUUUAAUUAGUUGUUCUGUAUAAACUUUGGGUUUAUCUACUACAUAUAUGUACGAAAUUUUUACAAAAAUAUUGGAAUCAACUAUUGGAAUAAUAUUUGCAAUUUCUCGUAACAUUUGUUUUAAUUCACAAUAAGUUUCCCUUAUCUUUAAUUCGUUUAAUUUACCCUGAUGAAUUAUUCUUUUUAAAAAGCUUCCAAAUAAUUUAGUAGAUCGUCAUUAUAUUUUCAACCAACUAAUUCUGGUUUUUGAUUUGGAAUGCUCUUGUUCGAUUCUUCGGUUUCUUACCAGUCUUUCGUUUUUUUUUUUUCUAGGGAGCUGAUGGUGCCUCAUGUAAUUGAUUGAUUGUGGUCUGUUAGCUGCUUGCCUUCUUGAUCGAAAAAAACGUUAUGAGAUAUUUCGUAUUGCAUCCUUAGCGAAACAUUUUUCAUGAGAUUGAAACCUAAGCACAGCACACCGGUGCCGGUUUGAAGUUGUCUAGAGAUGUUGUUUAGAAUCGAAAUGAUAUACACACAAUAUGGCCAGCAGUAUCUUUUGAACUAAAUUUCGACUACUACUAGCGAACUUUUGUAUGAUUUGACUCCUCCGUGUCUUAGGUAUUUCUUCUUUUUAGUGUUAACGAUCCUUCUUGCAAGAAUGUUACGUUAUAGUUUGCUUGUUUGGUGUUUUUACUUACCUUUCCUUGGUUUGUUUGUUUUCAUACACCACAGUUGAAAGUGUUUCUUUCGGUUAGGUGAAACAAAGAAUAAUAAUUAUACCAAUCACGAUAGAGGUGAUUAAAACUAUAACAAAACACACGAAAUACAAACUCUCCUUCAAAUAAACAGCCUGAAAGCGAUACAAAAAUGCGCUAAAGUUGCUUCUCUGCCAUAAACGAUUGGACUGUAAUUGAAUUCUUGUUUUCUUAGAUGAUAAUUGGACACGAAUUGUUUGAUGGAAAGUAGUGAGUGUUACGAUCUUAACAUGAAAUCAAAAAUUAUAACAUGAUCGACUUCUGGUAAAUGUGUUUCAAUGGGAGGACUCCUUGGGUCCAUGGGAGGUUAGCACAUUAUAAUGGAGACAGUAGUUAGUGUGAAAAUAGUAGCUUGAAAACGCAUUUGAUUUAAAAAGAAAAGAAUACACUUUAGAUUAUACCAAGAAAAUUAAAAUAUAAACUUUUCAUGUUGAUUUGCCUGAAGCACAUUUUGGUAUUCCAUACUACGUUCUUUUACAACGAACAUGUGCUAUCGUUGUGAUCAAGUGACAUAUGUAUUAAUGACAUUUUUAAGCUGGAAAACUUACCGAUCUUAUGUUUGGUAGUGAGAUUGUUUCAAAUAGUUCAAAGGCAGUGCGGCCGUCGUUUUGGUAAACUUUUUCCGAGUGAGAAAUGUUUCGAUCGUUUGCAUUUUUGGUAGAACAUGUUUUUGUGCGAUUCAGUACAACUGCUCAUCCAAGGCAUUUAUUAGUUUAUCUUUACCAUAUUGGCAUCAUUAAUGACACUUAAUUGUUUACCUUUUACUUAUAUACUUAUCUCCGUUCACACUAGCUGUAUUCAGUCUACCCAUAAGUGACGGGGUGUGACAUUCCAAAUUUGGAUUUUUGUUUUAAUUUAUAAAAUAUAGCAGAACAAAAACAUUGAUAAUUGCAAGCAAAUAAUUCGAUAGUGGCUUUAUUAUUUAAAAUAAAAUCCUUCAUGAUUAUCGAUCUGCAUGGUUACGUGAGGAAUGUUUAGGAUAAUUUUGGACUUAAGACUUGACACUUCUCUUCCCACUUCUUCCUCUUGGUACCAAUAUCAAUCGAAACUAUUGCCAAUCGCCGUUCCCUAGCAACGGCAUCCGUACGAAGAAUAAUCAUAAAGAAUGAAAAAUAAAAAAUCUAAAAAUUGUCUUCUUUAAUACUUUUUUUCUCUGUACAUCAUUUCCUCUACUUUCGAUGCUAAACUGUUUAGUUCUCAUUUCUGCUACAACUUUCUAUCUUUCUUUCCCCUUUUCUAUUCUCCCACAUACUAUGUUUACUUUGCUGUCAUAAUCUCUUUCUCUUUUUUACACCUUCCUGAAUGGAUCUUAACGUAUUCCUUAUUGAUUUUUUAAGGUUAGCUAUCGUCUCGAGAAUCGCUCAGUGAUUGAUGAAUUUGAAGCGCCAACAUGGUUGACCUGCGGCAUAUGGAUGAAAAGUCGGGAAGUAACAUCGUAGACGUCGGGGUCGAUCUGUCCGAGUUUUACAUGUCGGUCGAGUGGGAUAUCUUGGAAGUGCCCGCUGUCAGGAACGAAAAGUUCUACACCUGCUGCGAUGAGCCGUACUUGGACAUCACGUUCAACAUUACCAUGCGCCGAAAGACGCUGUUCUACACCGUCAACAUCAUCAUCCCGUGCAUGGGCAUAUCGUUUUUAACCGUGCUGACGUUCUACCUACCUUCGGACAGUGGCGAAAAGGUUACGCUUUCGAUAUCGAUUUUGAUUAGCCUUCACGUGUUCUUUUUGCUGGUAGUCGAAAUCAUACCGCCAACGUCGCUAGUUGUGCCUUUGUUAGGGAAGUAUCUCAUCUUUGCCAUGAUACUUGUGUCCAUUAGUAUAUGCGUCACGGUAGUGGUGUUGAACGUUCAUUUCCGGUCACCUCAAACUCAUCGAAUGGCACCGUGGGUGAAAACAUUUUUUAUCGACUUUUUACCACGAUUCCUGUUUAUGAAGCGGCCACCGUACAUCGAAAACCACAGAAAACUGCUAUCCAAAGACCUACACGCUUGCUUUUAUCCUUAUUACUCGACUACUACAUUAAAUCGUAUAGCUCGUUUUACUAAUAGGGCUCCAUCUAAAGAAGAUCUUUCUCCGUCAAGUUUGUCAGGUACGGGCCCGUUCGGUGGAAGCUGCCAGAUACACGGACCGAUUCAGCUGCCCCAUUCGGAGUCGGAGGAGCUGUCGAUGUCGACGGCGGCCGAUACGGCCGUCCCGUCCGGCAUCAAGAGUCCCGCGUUCAAGCAGCCCGCCUUCUCACACUCCGUCUGCUCGACCGAGGUGCACCGCAGCUGCUUCUGCGUGCGGUUCAUCGCCGAGCACACCAAAAUGCUGGAAGACUCGACAAAGGUAAAGGAAGACUGGAAGUACGUCGCCAUGGUGCUCGAUCGACUGUUUCUGUGGAUCUUCACGCUGGCGGUGCUGGCCGGCACGGCCGGCAUCAUACUGCAGGCACCGACGCUGUACGACGACCGGAUACCGAUCGACAAGACGUUCGACGAGCUGGCCACAUCGACCGUCGUGCGCUGUCCCCCGCAAUAACGCUCGCCGGCACUGUUGCAGCUACCGGUCGGCUUCAGUUUCGGGUGCGGGCUGCUGCUCGUGUGUGCCGCGGCCCUCAGUAGCUGCCUUUUCAUGUACGCCCGGCUGCGGGUCGCACGGUGCAGCCUGCCGGCCAAACCGAGCCUGGACCUGGACGUGGCGAAGCAGGUGGGCCGCAUGGUAGGAACGGACCACCACCAUCACCACCAGGAACCAAGCAGUGUGGCGGUAGAGCGGUGAAGAGUGUAGCCUGUCCACCGGAGUGUCUGUCAUGCAGUCGUUUACCCUGCCAUCCUGGCCUUUCCUCAGCAAUCUAGCAAACAACAGAACGCUAGACCGUCAGUCAUCUAGAGGGCGCUCCACACAGCUCCCGGCAACAGUUGUAGCACGGGAUCAGUUUUACAUUUUGCGUUCAUCUUUCACUACCGGUACGUACCACUACCGAUUGGCACUGAGUGUUUCAGCGAGCAGGGAGGGACACGAACGGUCGAUCGCUGUGGUGCUGAACGCCACUGCAGUUUUUAGCUUAUUUCGACUGUACAUAUUUCACACGGUGACAUGUGACACGACUCUGCGAGGAGAGGCAGCAUGAAAGCAUCGAAGCGCGCAUUAAAGCAAGCAUAUAACAGCCGACAAAAUUUAUCAGCAAAACAAAAAAAAGGUAGAUAACUACACUCACAUCCGUAAGCAUAACAAAACACACACGUCAAACAGUAUUAUAUAGAUACAGAUAAUAACUACAAGAGUUAACAUUUAAGAGUAAGGUUUAAACGAGUAGAAUUUUUAUGUCUAUAAAGAAUAAUACCAAACAAAAAAAAAGAGAGGGAGACAAGAGCAAGAGAAAAACGGGACAAGUGAAAUGCAAUAUUUUUUUAUCGAACUAUGCACAAAAAAGCAACAAAAAAAAUUGCCCCUGGCCGGAAACUUUUCCGGGCCAGAUUUGACAGCGGACAAGCUUCAUUUUACACACGUGACGUAGGAAACAUGUAACGAAAAAAAACAAGCAAACAAACAAAACAAAUUAUUAACGAUGAAAUAAUAAUAAUGAAAACAUACACACAAACACUGCUGACACAAAUUUCGGAUAUUUCUUGAAAAGAGAAACCGGUUAGAGCGAAAUAGAGGUGUUUAACCAAUAAUCGAAAAACAGAAAGAGAUCUACAAAA